AGGCGGAGACUGGAAUCGCCUGCCAAGCCUGGGCUCUCGGUCACAGAGGCAGCGCCUCCCGGUUCACGCCAAGUCCAUCCCCCACCUUCUUUCGCCAUUCAUGGCCUUCCCCUCCCCUCCCCCCAUCAUGUGACCGCAGCCUGGACUCCAGGCUUGUUUUUCCCCUCAGCUCAGCCGCACCGCGCAGGCGCCUCGGAGCCCAUUCAUUCGAAAUGCGUAACAAUGAGCCCCGGGGCCCAGCGGCUCCGCGAGCUUCCCAGCUCGGCCCGAGCCCCUCUCGGCCCCCCGUGGAGGCGGCGCCUCAUUGGGGUCCCCCACCCCCGGCCGGCCACCCACUCGGGACCAACCUCCGACCCUCCGCCCACACUCGCGGAGUUGAAGUCAAACUUUCCUGGGCAGCCCCGGCGCCGCGUCGGCCCCUUCCCCCGCCCAGGCCCGCCCCAUCUCCGCACCCGGCCGGGCCACCCACCGCGCAACUGGGCCCACAGCGCGGACCUCGCCGACUCCUCCCAGCCCCCGCCCCAGAGACCCCCCUCGGGCCGCGCCGCCGCGAAGCCCAGGUACAAGGGACAUUGUUCACAAGAGCGGAGGGAGUGGACACUCUUGCACUGCCAGUAGCACGUACAUCAGCACAGGUCAAGAGGGCUGGGAGUAUACAGUGAACUCUGUAAAAAGAAAGCCUACUCCCGAGAACCAUUUCUAAGGAAAAAUCCUAUACAUGGAAAAGUAGUCUGUGCGCACAGACACAAAACCUGCUCCCCCCCGAAAAAAUAUGGAGCCCAAACCCCCAAAAUCGCCAGUGGAGACCAAUUAAUUCAUAAUGUGGAUGUUUACCUAACAGAAUGUUACAAUUUGAUAAAAUGAGAAAUAAAAUAGGAGCGUAAGGUACAGUAAAUGAAAAACAACGGUUUACAACACUUUAAAAAUAGAAAACCCAUGCAAAUAAAAAAGAUGAGGAAUUA
Panthera uncia (snow leopard) is the source of this 962-nucleotide messenger RNA. Its product is annotated as basic proline-rich protein-like. The record is from RefSeq and is a predicted model, not a curated record. The coding region runs from base 223 to 618 and encodes 131 amino acids. The transcript is spliced from 2 exons. Lineage: Eukaryota; Metazoa; Chordata; Mammalia; Carnivora; Felidae.